CAGUACCACCACCGCGUGCAUGCUUGUCGGGUGGACAUUAGCCACGCCAAUCACAAUCCCUAUUCUUGUCUGACGUCACCAUGCUGUGCAACUGCUAGUGCAACUGUUAGCUUUAAAGUUUUUUUUGAGGAUUUUAAUAGCCGAAUCUUAAAAUGGGCAUCACAGUACCGACCUAUGAGGUUGCGGCUAUUAUCACAGCCCUUGUCAGCACUGCUCUUGUGUUGUUUGUCGGACUUUUCGUCUGUUGGAAGUAUCCGUUUUGUCGCUCCAGGACUUUCUGGGACAAACAUGCAAAGAAGCUCGUCAGGAAACUAUACAGUAGAUUCCACCGAGAGAGGGAAAAACCUGAGGAUACCCGAAGUCUCGUGAUGGGGCCAUUACUUCGAAGGAGACAGUCGGAACAGACCAAGUUUGUGGUACCACAGAUUUUUGUCGACUAUGGUAGUAGGAGGACUUCCUAUGCAUCCGACUAUGUGCGCAGGUGCUCUGCAGAAAGCGGAAGUAGUCGAAGGACAUCUUUGGCGUCUGUUGACACAGACAGGCGUGGUUCCGGAAGUAGUAUUAGCAGCAGGCGGACGUCGCUAGCGUCGGACGCGGACCGCCGCGGGUCGGCGUCCAGUGUUUGUUCAAGACGUACGUCACUAUUAUCCUCUGAAUGUCCGUCUAGACGAGGGUCUGGAAGUAGCAAAAGUGGCAUUAGUAGCCGGAAAAGCUCGGACGCCAGCAGGUUUGGUGAUACCGACGAACUUCUGGCAGAUUUCUCCGACUCGGAAGUCAUAGAAGAGGAGUUUCUAGAUGAGUUGCAAAAGCAGGAAGUGCGCAGGUCCAGCCUCGAGGAGGUGUCUUCCGGUAAGACAGGACAGGAAAGGGAGAAGAAGAAGCCGUACCGACGAAGUCACUCAUUGGCGGAAAUCCGGCGGCCUACACACGUGUUCUUACCCGAAGGUAGGGGGCGUGGUGACAACCGAAGGGUCACUCUGUCCUCCUUGGUGGUCAGUAGUAUGAAUGCACUUGACCAUACCGUAAAUCCAGUUGGACCAGCGUAUCACCCGAGGAAGAAAUCGAAAAACAGGCCUGGUAGUAUUGGUCUGCCUGAUCGCCCAGUUGUGAUGCAUGACCUUAACCUUGAGGAGAUGAUGGUACCGAGACAGGCCCCUCAGCAACAGCCCACUGGUAGACUCAAAGUCCAGUUUCAGUUUAAUGCCAACCGUACAGCACUGACAGUUAUAGUCAUAGAGGCAGAGAAUCUACGUAUAGCCGAUAUGCCAUGUGACAGCGAGAUUAACCCUUACGUCAAAGCCUUCCUCGUCCCUGGUAGAACUUUCAAAUACCGCACUAAAACACUUCCGAAAACAAAGACCCCAGUCUUUCUUGAAAAGUUCACGAUAUCAGACCUUGUGCCAAGUGACUUAAGUGACGAUGCUGCCAUGGAAUUUCAAAUAUACUCAUCACAUCACGUAUCCCGGCGUCAUCUUGUAGGCGUGGCUUCGUUUCUUCUCAAGGACGUUCCCAAACUCGACAACGGCUUGGUAGACCUUACAAUUAUGCCACAGACGGUGUUUAGGUUGCACCAAGGAGAUAUCCGGAUAUCUGGUUGUUAUCAACCAGUGGCCGGCAAGAUUGUGUUUAAUGUAUUGGAGGCUCGCAAUCUUCCCCGGGUAUCGUUGUUAGGGGCCAUCAAUCCUUACGUCAAGGUAGAGAUGUAUGUCAAUGGAAUGAGGGAAGCAAAGCAUAAGACGAAAGUUCGUCAGAAUACACAGGAUCCUGUAUGGAACCACCCAUGCGUUUUUGAAAUUAAUCGUGAAAAUCCCAAGCUGCUAGGCCACGUGUUUGUAUUCCAUGUUAUUCACAAAGACAUGAUGAUGGGCAUACAGAAAAUAGGCCAGGUUGAGUUGGGCUGGUACAGUCACGGAGAACAGUUGGACCAUUGGUAUGACAUAAUGGAACACCCACAUCGACCGACUGAUUACUGGCAUCCUGUCAUCAAGACGAGCAAAAUCAUGUCAUGACCUAUGACAGAAAAACUGAAAUAAUGUCAUGGAGUAUGACAUAGAUAUAUACACAUCAUGGUUCCAUUCCAUCCUUUUCGUGUAUACAUGAUAUUGUAUGAGGACUUAAAUUUACAAUGAAUAUCACUGUGAACUACAUGAUAAGCAAUACUGGCUAUUGCAUGACGUCAUUAAUGAACUUUGCCCUAAAUGUAUAUAUUGGUUCCGGAAGUGACGUGUCGUCAGUAUUCCCGCCCAAACCCCAGUAGUGUAUAUAAGAGUUUAUGGUGUGGACGGUGCGGUCUCAAUAAUAAUUAUGUGGAUCAUUUGUUGUCGAUCCAAAUUGUGAUAGUUACAUUCCCGAUCAUAUGUUGUAAGUAAAGUUGUUCAUCCUUUGUACAUAUUAUAUAUAUACAUAUAUAUAUUUAUCGCUAGCUGAGCCAAACACGAACGAAGUGCAAAUUAUAUAUCUAUGUAACUUAUUAUUAUAUGUACAUAUAUAUGUUGAAAGUAUGAUACAGAAAUAUGUUGUUCAAGGUAGUGAAUAAUGACUAACAGAUUAUAGCGGUUUAUGCCGUGAAACAUGAUUAGGGGUAACUGUGAUACUUUGCCUAGAAUUAUGAAAGAUGACUUAGUGGAAGAAGAGAAACUGCAAUACUUUGCCAUGAACUUUGACCAGAGACUGGACGCAUUGAAAUAUCAUUAAAGGCAGAAAUCAAUUGUAAUACUCUCGUGACGCAUAACGCAAGUGUCUAUAAAAUUAAGCCAUGCAACCUGACUUGGGUAGCUGAAAUACUAUGCCCUGAGACAUGGCUAAAAUAUAUUUCAUUAAUUUUAUGUAGAAAGCCAUUGUUCAAUAUGACUGAAAAUUUAAUAACAAAACACGUUAAGGACGGCAUACUAUCCUUAUAAUCAAAUAUUGUAAUAUACUGAUAUGGAGAUAAUGGCUAGUUAUCAAAUUGCGAUGCAUCGACACACAUUCAAAUAAGAGAUAAAUAAAUAUCAUUUCUUAUCAUUUCCAAUAACAAAAUAUAUCAAAACACAAUAGUUGAAAUGAGGUAAUGUAUGUGAAACCCGAAAAUGUUAAAUAUUAACUUUAAAGUGACAGGGAUACUUAUUUUAAAAUAUGACCAUUUAAUCAUACAGAGAGAAAAUUUAUACGCCAUGUCAUGAAAUUGCACAUGCCUGCAUACUUUUUUAGAGUGAUGAGAUCAGUCCGUAGUAUGGUUGGAAUCAAAAUCUGUAGAGAUUCCAGGGAUCAGAAUUUGUAGAGAUUGUUUGGGUCAGCGUAUGUAGAGAUUGUUGCAAUCAAAGUCUGUAGAGCUCGUUGGCUCUGGUUGCCAGGCUGUGUGUGAAGCAGUUUAACGUAGCAAUUGUGAUGUCGUGUAGAAUUUUAUCGUUGUUGGUCCUCUCGGUAUCGGUGACAGAUCGGCGGUCAGCUGAUCUUGGCAGGUCUGUUUUCCAUGUCCGGCGCGUUAAUUAUCUGGACAUCAGAACUUGACACAUGUGACACAUUCUAUCGCUGUUCUUGGUACAGCGGCUGAACUACUAUGGGUGUAAGAUGUUAGUGCAUGUGGGUGUUUCUGUCGUUAGUUAUUAUAAUGAAAACAACUGAUCUCAAAUGAUAAACUAUGUUAGCGAGCGAUAACAAUAAGGAGUUGGUUAGUGGCUAGACUUUCGUUAUGAGAGAGAGAGAGACAAACAGACAGACAGACAGAGAGACAGACAGACAGACAGACAGACAGACAGACAGACAGAGACAAAGUGACAGAAAGAGAGACAGAUACAGAGACAGACUGACAGACAGGCAGACAGAGAGAGUGACAGACACAGAGACAGCCAUUAUCUGGUCACUGACCUUGUGGUGAUAGUGGAUAAUUUUACUCAUGAAUUAGUCUGAUAAGCUUGCAUUAUCGCUUCUCCGUUCUGAUAUCAAUACAAAUUCUAUCAAGGGUAUAAGCUUUCAUUGAUGUUGGUAGGCAUAUUCAGGAUAUGAUCGAUAUGAUAAAGAAACACAAGGAAAACAUCAAUCAAUUACUACACCUUGAAAAUGUAUUAGUUUUUGUCUAUAAAUAUGUAUAUGGAUUAACAUAGGAUGAGAGAUAGUAAUCACGGGGAAUGUGAUUUAUGUUUAAAAAUCAAUAAUAAAGUACACUCUUCGAUAUGGUGUAUGGUGUGAACAAAUACAUAAACAUAUAUUGAUAAAACUUUUUUUAGAUUUUAGUUCUGUCCGAAAGCAGGUACUGAGAUUUGUCCCAUAUAAUGACAAUAACCACUUGUUCGAGAAAUGGGGGGAACUGUUCUGUAAUUUGAUUUUCAAUGCAGAUUAUAAGGUGUGAAGAAUGAGAUGAUAUGAAACAUAUUUAAAAUUGUGCUAUUGUAUCUCUAUAAGAUUGCAAGGUAGCGGUAUGAAAGAUUUGAAAGCAAGAAACAAUGUUUAAAACAUAAUGUACAUAACAGUAUAUAGAUAAGUCUGUGUGGAGUGAAAAUGUUUGUUGAUAUGAUAGUUGAAAUUUAAAUACAUGUUGGAAAUGAAUAUUUAUUAUAGCCUGGUAAUCAUUAUUGAUGAAUACAUGCUCAUUUAUAUAUCUGGGACAAAGAUGACCACUGUGUUGAUGAAAGAUAACUUUAUUUUUCAAAUCUGUUCUAUACUUAUUAAUGAAUGAGAUUGCGUAGCAUGUUAAUGAUAUGUCAAUGUAACUUUGAUUAGGUUGGAAAUAGAUUGUAUAAAACAACAA
Molecule: messenger RNA, 4726 nt
Organism: Pecten maximus
Lineage: Eukaryota; Metazoa; Mollusca; Bivalvia; Pectinida; Pectinidae
Product: synaptotagmin-7-like
Exons: 11
Coding region: 153-2009 (618 amino acids)
Biological process (GO): cellular response to calcium ion; calcium-ion regulated exocytosis; regulation of calcium ion-dependent exocytosis
Molecular function (GO): clathrin binding; syntaxin binding; phosphatidylserine binding
Source: RefSeq, a predicted model, not a curated record